This is a messenger RNA of Linum tenue, 1282 nucleotides long. The record is from the annotation of a GenBank genome assembly. NCBI's taxonomy places the organism in Eukaryota, Viridiplantae, Streptophyta, Magnoliopsida, Malpighiales, Linaceae.
GAAACUUACAUCAGAAACCAUCCCGACGACGUUCAUUCAACCAAAACAUGGCCUCCGCCGCCGCCGCCGCUUACGACCGACUUGCGGAGCUGAAGGCGUUCGACGAAACGAAAGCCGGAGUGAAAGGCCUGGUGGACGCCGGAGUCGCUGAGCUGCCGCGUAUCUUCCACGCGCCGCCCCAUAUCCUCGACGCCUACCCGACAGCAGCAGCUGAGGAUCCAAACUACGUCUUCCCAAUCAUCGACCUGGGAGGCGCGUGGGAAGAUCCCGAGAAGAGGAAGAAGGUCGUCGCCGAGAUCAGGGACGCGUCGGCGAGUUGGGGGUUCUUCCAGGUUGUGAACCACGGCGUCCCGGCGAGCGUGGUGGAGGAGAUGAAAGCCGGAGCUCACAGAUUCUUCAACCUGGAUGUGGAGGAAAAGAAGCAAUACUACGGCCGCGACAUGAGGAAAAAGGUCGUCUACCACAGCAACUUGGACUUAUACACUUCCUCAUCCGCCAACUGGAGGGACGCCGUCAUGUUCCAAAUGGCACCAAACCCGCCGGCGCCGGAGGAGCUGCCGACUUCCUGCAGGGACGUCGUAACAGAGUACUAGUCGGAGAUGCUGAAAAUCGGAGACUCGCUCUUCGAGUUGCUGUCGGAGGCUCUAGGUCUGAAGUCGAAUUACUUGAAAGAAAUGGGUUGUGCGGAAGGAGUGAACGUAGUGUACAAUUACUACCCAGCUUGCCCUCAACCUGAGCUUACUUUGGGAACUACUCAACAUGCCGACAUCGGAUUCAUCUCUGUUCUUGUACAGGACGAUGUUGGAGGCCUUCAAGUUCUUCACAAGGACCAUUGGGUUGAUGUGCCUCCCAUGGCGGAUGGGUUGGUGAUCAACAUCGCGAAUCUGCUUCAGGUGAUGUCCAACGAUAACUUUACGAGCGUGAAGCACAGGGUGCUGGUGAAAAAUGCUGGGCCGAGGGUUUCCAUUAUCGCGUUUUUCGGUGUUGGAUUCACGCUGGGUUCGAGAAUCUAUGGACCGAUUGAAGAGUUGUUGUCGGAAGAGAAUCCUCCCAGAUACAAGAAGACUACGAUUCAAGAUUUCGUUGCCCAGUCUUACAGGCAGGGACUGAAUGGGAUUUCUUUUCUGGAUAUGCUUAAGCUCACGAAAGAUUAGAGUACUCUUGAUCGAGUGUCCUGCCUUUACCAACUCCCUUCGAGGGAGUAUAAUUUAUUUUGAAUUCCGUUGAUAAAAGGAAAAUUUAUGAAUAAGGAUGCUUGAAAAUUAUAAUAAUGUUAUUUGCG